Messenger RNA from Penicillium waksmanii, 516 nucleotides. RefSeq names its product SDR family NAD(P)-dependent oxidoreductase. The record is from RefSeq and is a predicted model, not a curated record. Lineage: Eukaryota; Fungi; Ascomycota; Eurotiomycetes; Eurotiales; Aspergillaceae. The coding region runs from base 1 to 516 and encodes 171 amino acids. The transcript is spliced from 4 exons.
AUGGCCGCUGCUAAAACUUUUGAUUUCACUGGUGAGGUCGCCAUCGUCACCGGUGCGGGAUCUCGUAUGCCUGGUGAGAUUGGAAAUGGCCGCGCAACUGCUAUCUUACUCGCCAGACAAGGUGCCAAGGUGGCACUAGUUGUUUAUAAUGCUGAAUGGGCUCGGGAAACUAAGCGCAUGAUUGAUAUUGAGGGCGGCGUGUCAGAAGUCGUACAGACGGAUGUAACUGAUGAGGAAAGCUGCAAGAAUGCCGUGAGUACGACCGUUGAGCUAUUCGGAGCUGUGAAUAUUCUUAUCAACAUUGGUGAUCCAUUCGCGCCUCGUAACACUUACGAAAUCCAACGAGAAUUACUAGUCGGGAUCAAUGUCACAAGUAUGCUGCUGAUGAGUCGUCAUGUUAUUCCUGAUAUGAGAAUGAAUGGACGAGGUGCCAUAGUUAAUAUGUCCUCAGUCAGUAGUCUUCUCGGUGGGAAUCCCAGUCUCCUGUACCCUACAACAAAGGGUGCUAUUAUUUAA